Molecule: messenger RNA, 861 nt
Organism: Cuscuta epithymum
Lineage: Eukaryota; Viridiplantae; Streptophyta; Magnoliopsida; Solanales; Convolvulaceae
Source: the annotation of a GenBank genome assembly
GUUUGUUCGUACCCCUCUUGCUACACGCACCACUCUCUCCCUCACUGAUGGUGAGCUCCUUGCAGAUCCCACUGAGUACCAUAGUAUGAUAUCUGUAGGGUACUCUUGAUCAUGGUUUAUGGGUCCAAGCCAGGGCUCUGAGCGUUCCACUUACAUUAUGGCUUAUUCUGAUGUUGAUUGGGCGGACUAUCCGGAUAGAUCUCGUUCCACUACUGGUUUUGCUGUUUUCUUGGGCCCAAAUCUUGUGUCAUGGAAGUAAAAAAGAAGCAGCCAGCAGUGUCCAAAUCCUCUACCGAGGUUGAGUAUCUUGUUAUAGCUUAUACGUUUCAGGACACCUUAAAUGUCAGAUCUAUCAUGUUCGAGUUUGUUUUUCCCAUUACUACACUUGUGCAUCUCUUUUGUGAUAAUAUUUCAACAUCCUAUCUCACUGCUAAUCCAGUUCAGCAUGCUCGGAGUAAGCACAUUCAGAUUGAUUACCAUUUUGUACGUGAGAGAGUGGCGCAUGGGCCGCAUGGCGAUCUUGUUGUGAAAUAUGUUCAUACUCAUCUUCAACUUGCUGAUAUUUUUACCAAAAGUUUUUUUGUCAACAAUUUAAUUUUCUUAAAAAUAACCUGCGUGUUGUAUCUCCCGCACAAUUUGAUGAAGUGUAACAGUGGGCUUGGCCCAAUUGUAUUACUCAUAUUUAUUUAUUAUAAAUACAUCUACGUGGUUCCUUAGAGAGUAACAUAUUCCCAUUAUUCCACACAAUGACACAACCAUUGCCGUCAAAAAAUCAAAUUCCCCACCGGUUUAUACGUAUUCACUCACCCGGUCAAUUCAGUUUUUUCCAUGUACUUUCAAUGAUAUGUAUUCAUCCUCCAG